Messenger RNA from Anopheles maculipalpis, 876 nucleotides. RefSeq names its product CD63 antigen-like. The coding region runs from base 2 to 859 and encodes 285 amino acids. NCBI's taxonomy places the organism in Eukaryota, Metazoa, Arthropoda, Insecta, Diptera, Culicidae. Gene Ontology annotation, cellular component: membrane. The record is from RefSeq and is a predicted model, not a curated record. The transcript is spliced from 5 exons.
CAUGGCGUCGGAACGGUACGAGCUCAAUAUGAACAUGAAGUGCGUGAAGUACAUGAUAUUCGUCAUCAGCAUUACCUUUGCGGUAGUGGCCGCAAUGCUUCUGUCGAUGGCCGUGGCCAUCGGUAAUCUGUUCGAUGAUUUCCAGAACUUUAUCGAUUCACACUUCUUCGUGCCACCGAAUCUGCUCAUUGCCAUCGGCAUCAUUCUGCUGGUGAUUGCUCUGUUCGGAUGUGUCGGUGCACUUAAGGAAAGUACAGCCAUGAUCAACAUUUAUGGUGUGUUGUUGUUGAGCGUGUUUGUGUUGCAGCUUGCGGCAGCCAUUACCGCAUUCGUGAUGCGCGGACAGGUGGAGAAUAUGGUGCGUCAGAAGAUCUUCGAUUCGAUGGCGGACUAUAAGCAGCAGGAAGGUUACCGUAAUCCGAUCGAUAUGCUGCAGAACACGCUUGAAUGUUGCGGUGUUGAUGGAUACAGUGACUGGGCCCAAUUCCUGCCAUCGGACGGUGUUGUGAUGGAGUACCCGGAAACUUGCUGUGCGGCCGCCCCGGUUGAUGGAGAGUGCAUACCACGCGAUUAUGGUUGCUAUUCGCGCCUUUCGUGGCUGAUCUCGCAGGGUUCGGUGCUGAUCGCGACCGGUACGGUUGCUGUUGCCUUCGUGCAGGUUUUGGGAGCGGUCUGUGCGUUCAUGCUGGCCAGUGCUAUUCGUCGUGCAAAGACGCUGCGUGCUACUCGCCGAUGGCAUCUACAGCAGAGCCUGGGCAUCAUGACCAAGCCGAUUGAGCCGCAGUACACGGGCAUGGAAAAAUCGGAGGCCAACGUCGAUCCGGACAAGUAUCUUCCCACAAGCCCAAGCGUCAAUUAAGUUAAUUCGCUCCAGAG